UAGGGAGGGGGGAAUUGGUUGUCUUCGGUUUAGGCUCAUCCCAAGAUUUCCAUCUCCCAUUUAAUCCUGUUUCUUUUCAUCUUUCCCUUCAACAUCACUCAUACCAUCCUUAUAUUCGACUUACUUUAAAUAUAGAAUGGACACAGCCUCAACUAAUACCCCCAGCAAUGAAUCAGCAGAUGAAGAUCCUUUGGAUGCUUACAUGGCAGAAAUUUCACAAAAAGCGAGAGCUGGAGCUGAGAACAAGAAAGCCCGUGUUGUUGUGAUUGGAGCUGUUUCUAAAAGUGCCCCAAAUAAGGGAGAUAUUGUCGAACCUGAAGAUGAAAAGGAACAGGCACAAGAUGAACUUGAUGUUGAACAAACUGCAUCAAGUUUAUUGGUAAAAGGAAGAAUGUUGGCACAAACGGAUCACACAAAAGUGUAUUAUAGGCCUUUUCGGAAAGAGGUUAUUUAA
Molecule: messenger RNA, 454 nt
Organism: Meloidogyne enterolobii
Lineage: Eukaryota; Metazoa; Nematoda; Chromadorea; Rhabditida; Meloidogynidae
Source: the annotation of a GenBank genome assembly